This is a messenger RNA of Diorhabda sublineata, 2676 nucleotides long. RefSeq names its product serine/threonine-protein phosphatase 2A catalytic subunit beta isoform (gene mts). Gene Ontology annotation, cellular component: cytosol. The transcript is spliced from 5 exons. Bases 204 to 1133 code for a protein of 309 amino acids. Gene Ontology annotation, biological process: mitotic cell cycle; peptidyl-serine dephosphorylation. The record is from RefSeq and is a predicted model, not a curated record. NCBI's taxonomy places the organism in Eukaryota, Metazoa, Arthropoda, Insecta, Coleoptera, Chrysomelidae. Gene Ontology annotation, molecular function: protein serine/threonine phosphatase activity.
AUUCAUUUUCUGGCGUUUUAUCCGUUCCGUGAUCUUCUAUGUUCAAGAUAUCGCCAUUUUGGUGUGUUGUAUUUGUAAUUAGUAAAAGAUUUUCAAAUGAUAAAGUUAAGGAUAUAUAUAAAUAACUAGUUUGGUGUUAACUUUGUGCAUUUACCUGUUAGUAAUAGAUUUGUUUUAUUUUAAAGAUAAAAAACUUAGUAAUUAUGGACGAUAAAGCUUCGUGUAAAGAACUGGAUCAGUGGAUAGAACAGUUAAAUGAUUGCAAGCAAUUAACAGAAAAUCAAGUGAAAACACUAUGUGAUAAGGCUAAAGAAAUAUUAUCUAAAGAAUCAAAUGUACAAGAAGUAAAAUGUCCUGUAACAGUCUGCGGAGACGUCCAUGGACAAUUCCAUGAUUUGAUGGAAUUGUUCAGGAUAGGCGGUAGAAGUCCGGAUACAAAUUACCUAUUUAUGGGUGAUUAUGUUGAUCGUGGAUAUUAUUCCGUUGAGACUGUCACUCUAUUGGUAGCACUAAAAGUCAGGUACAAAGAGAGAAUUACAAUAUUAAGAGGUAACCACGAAUCGAGACAAAUUACUCAAGUUUAUGGUUUCUACGAUGAGUGUUUGAGGAAGUACGGAAACGCCAAUGUUUGGAAAUUCUUCACGGAUCUGUUUGAUUAUUUACCUUUAACUGCUCUCGUCGAUAGUCAAAUUUUCUGUUUGCAUGGUGGAUUGAGCCCCAGCAUCGACACUUUGGACCACAUUAGAGCCCUAGACCGCUUACAGGAAGUACCACACGAAGGUCCUAUGUGCGAUCUCCUGUGGUCCGACCCCGACGAUCGCGGAGGUUGGGGUAUUUCCCCAAGAGGCGCCGGUUACACUUUUGGUCAAGAUAUAUCGGAAAGUUUCAAUCACAGCAACGGUCUCACUUUGGUAUCGAGAGCGCACCAGCUGGUAAUGGAAGGAUACAAUUGGUGUCACGAUCGAAACGUCGUCACCAUCUUCAGCGCGCCGAAUUAUUGUUACAGGUGUGGGAACCAAGCCGCCAUUAUGGAAUUAGACGACGCUCUUAAAUAUUCGUUCUUACAGUUCGAUCCGGCACCAAGACGUGGCGAACCGCAUGUUACGCGUAGAACUCCAGACUAUUUCCUUUAAAUACACUUAUUAAUAUUGUUUUUUCUUUUUUUUUUUUUUAUUUUUUUUCCGAACGCAAUGUAUCAUUCAACCACAAAAAAAAUGAAAGCUUAGUUCUUAUUAAAAAAAAUUAUUGCGAUGGCGUUACCCUACGUAUACAUAUAUUUUUUUUAUUAUCUUGUCCAUUUUUUUUUUGAUAACGGUUAAUAAAUUCGCCGAAUAUUCGUACGAUUAUUUACCCCUUAGACCGAACCUGUUUUUAUUUGAAUCGUUAUCAAGUUUUUGAAAAUCGAAAAAAAAAGUUUGCGCCAAAAUCGCCAGGAUUUUUAUACGAGGGGGUAAAGAGAAUUGAGAACGUCGUUUACAUUUUUCCCCGCCCUGUAUAUUGAAUUUAACGUAAAAAGAUUCGGAGUGUUUUCAAAUAUAGUUCUAAUUGUUAAUUUUUGAUGAUAUUGAAUAUCCACAGUUUUCCAAGCACUUUUGCAAUAUUGAAUCAAUAAUUUUGACUAUACGACGUUUUUAACAUAUCUUCUUAAACUUGGUAAUCCAAAAUGCCUACUUUUUACACAUCAGGAAUACCAUCAGCACUUUUUUUACAUAAAACACUAGAAGAAUUAAUUUCUAUUCGUUUUAUAGAAUGAUUCAAGACGAUUUCGACUAUCCAUUUUUGAUUUGCAAAUGGUAUACCAAGACAAAAAUUAUUUACGCAUUAAGAAUACCAUUUGAACUUUUUUAUAUAAAUAAAACCUCAUAAAAAUUCUUAUCGUUUCGUUUUAUUCAAUGUUUUAAAGCAAUUUCAAAGAUCUGAUUUUUUCGUUUUUUUACUUACAUUUGGUAUUCCAAGAUUACCAGUUUUUACAUAUCAAGAACACCAUACCUGUUCUUAUAUAUUAUUUAUCCACAUAAAACACGAGAAUAUUGAAUGUUUUUACAGUUUAAGCAAAAAUAAACUUUUUUACACAUCAGGAAUACCAUUUGUAAUACUAAAGUUCGUUUUAUACUUAUCGUGAAUACCAUUUCUGCCUUCACAUAUUAUUUCACGUAAAACAACAAUGUAGAGGAAACAAUGUUUUUACACUCUGUAAUCCGAAAUAAACAUUAUUUACAUAACUGGAAUACCAUUUGUGCUACAUAAGCUUGUUUUUACAUAUUUGAAUCACCUUUUCUACAUUUAUACGUUAUUUAAUCACGUACAACACAACAAUUUUGAAUGCCUAUAGAUGGUAAUCCAAUAUAAACUUUUUUUACACAUUUGGAAUACCAUUGGCACUUUUUUAGAUAUAACACUACAGUAAAUAAUUUGAUUCAUUUCUGUGUAUUUAUAAUAUUAACAAAUUUAGAUUCAAUUUUUACAGAUAAAUAUCGAUUUUCACGUCAAAGGACCAAAAAAAUGAUUUUAAUUUAAAAAAAAUUGUAAAAACCCAAAAAAAUUUUGUAUUUCAUUGAAAAAAACCAUCGAACUUACAGCUAAAAAUUUUUUUAAGAUUUUAUGGGAAAAAACGACGUUUCGGGUUGAUUCUUUUUGCGCCGUUUGCGGAAAAAAAUUAUUAAAAAAAAAAUAAAA